This is a messenger RNA of Tarenaya hassleriana, 1017 nucleotides long. RefSeq names its product chlorophyll a-b binding protein CP26, chloroplastic-like. The transcript has 6 exons. The record is from RefSeq and is a predicted model, not a curated record. Gene Ontology annotation, cellular component: plastoglobule; chloroplast thylakoid membrane. Bases 50 to 907 code for a protein of 285 amino acids. Gene Ontology annotation, biological process: response to light stimulus; photosynthesis, light harvesting in photosystem I. NCBI's taxonomy places the organism in Eukaryota, Viridiplantae, Streptophyta, Magnoliopsida, Brassicales, Cleomaceae.
UCUAAUCUCUUUUCCCCAAACCAAAGGUUACGAGCCGUCGGGGCAGAAGAUGGCGUCUUUGGGUUUGUCCGAAAUGCUGGGAACGCCCCUCAAGUUUGGUCGGGCCGCAAGAACGUCUCCUCCAUCGCCAUCGAGCCCUGCAACUUUUAGGACAGUUGCUUUUUUCUCCAGGAAGAAGGCUUCUCCCCCUCCCCCUCCCAAGUCCAAGACCGCUUCUGUCUCUGCUACUAGCGACGAGCUCGCUAAGUGGUACGGCCCUGACAGGAGGAUUUUCUUGCCGGACGGCCUCUUGGACAGAUCGGAGAUCCCUGAGUACUUGAAUGGUGAAGUAGCCGGAGACUAUGGUUAUGAUCCUUUUGGCCUCGGCAAGAAGCCAGAGAACUUUGCCAAAUACCAAGCCUACGAACUGAUCCACGCGAGAUGGGCAAUGCUGGGAGCAGCCGGCUUCAUCAUCCCCGAGGCAUUGAACAAAUAUGGCGCCAACUGUGGCCCUGAAGCCGUCUGGUUCAAGACUGGUGCUCUUCUCCUUGACGGAAACACACUGAAUUACUUCGGCAAGAACAUACCCAUCAACCUCAUCGUCGCUGUCGUUGCCGAGGUUGUUCUUGUCGGUGGUGCUGAGUACUACAGAAUCAUCAACGGCUUGGAUCUUGAGGACAAGCUUCAUCCAGGAGGGCCAUUCGACCCAUUGGGGCUUGCAAAGGACCCAGAACAAGCGGCUCUGCUCAAGGUGAAGGAGAUCAAGAAUGGCAGAUUGGCCAUGUUUUCCAUGCUUGGCUUCUUCUUACAAGCCUAUGUCACCGGAGAAGGUCCUGUGGAGAAUCUCGCUAAGCAUCUCAGCGACCCCUUUGGAAACAACUUGCUCACUGUCAUUGCUGGAACUGCUGAAAGAGCUCCCACCCUCUGAUUCCUCUCUCUCUCUCUCUCUCUCUCUCUCUCUGUACUUCAGUAUCUCAAUUUGCUGUACACCUUGUUGAUGAGAUUUUCUGUCACAUUGUCCAAACUUGAGAAUCUCCA